Molecule: messenger RNA, 1512 nt
Organism: Chelonoidis abingdonii (Abingdon island giant tortoise)
Lineage: Eukaryota; Metazoa; Chordata; Testudines; Testudinidae
Gene: JOSD1
Product: Josephin domain containing 1
Biological process (GO): protein deubiquitination
Molecular function (GO): cysteine-type deubiquitinase activity
Source: RefSeq, a predicted model, not a curated record
GCCGCUUCCCUCCCCAGCCCUUGGCAUCUGCUUUUCAGGACUCAGCCACUCCCAAAGGGAUGGAGAAAGGCAGCUGAGACGCCCCCGAGGCUCCUGCAAACGGCCUCUGUGACUGGCCUCAUUUUACCUAGUUUGGCUUUCUGGGGGUGGGCAUUUCUUCCCAGCCUGCUCUGGAUCCUUUUUAGCGGCGCUACAGACCAAAGGAGAUGGAAGAAAAGGAGCGAUGUGAUAAAUUCCAGCUGGUAUCCUGAUGCGAAGUGGAUUUAAAUCUUAUUUUGAUAUUUUUGGGGGAGGAGACAGAGGGAAGGAAAUACCCCAACAGCAACUUUUUAUGGGGUGGGGGAGAAAGGGGGAGGGAAAAAAUGUUACAGAUUCCUAAGUGAUUUUUGCAAGCAAUCAAUUACUAAACAAACUGAAGCACAAGAGGGUUUGCCAGCUGGAAGCAGGAUUUGCCUAUAAAAGAAGGGAUCAGUGGGCUCUUGUUUUGAUUGCAGAGGGGGGGAGAAACUUCAGACUCCUCUGUUUCUCACUAUCCUUCCACAACUACCCUAUGAAAAAAUGAGUUGCGUGCCAUGGAAAGGUGACAAAACCAAAUUGGAGUCUCCUGAGCCACCACAGCUGGCACCACUGCGUAUUUACCAUGAGAAACAGCGUAGGGAGCUGUGUGCUCUCCAUGCCCUCAAUAAUGUCUUCCAGGACAGCAACGCCUUCACCCGGGAAACACUGCAAGAGAUUUUCCAGAGACUGUCUCCCAACACCAUGGUGACACCACACAAGAAGAGCAUGUUGGGAAACGGGAACUAUGAUGUGAAUGUCAUCAUGGCAGCGCUUCAGACCAAAGGCUAUGAAGCAGUUUGGUGGGACAAGCGCAGGGAUGUGAAUGUCAUUGCCCUCUCAAAUGUGAUUGGCUUCAUCAUGAAUCUGCCCUCCAGCCUCUGCUGGGGUCCCCUGAAGCUCCCCCUUAAACGACAGCACUGGAUCUGCGUCCGGGAGGUGGGAGGCACCUACUACAAUCUCGACUCCAAACUCAAGAUGCCAGAGUGGAUUGGAGGUGAAAGUGAGCUCAGGAAAUUUUUGAAACAUCAGCUGAGAGGAAAGAACUGUGAACUUCUGCUGGUGGUGCCAGAGGAGGUGGAAGUACAUCAGAGCUGGAGAGCUGACAUGUGACCUGGAUAAUGGGUGCCCUAGUUCUUUUCCUCUGGAACUUCCUUUCAUUGGUCUCUUCUUUCUGUAUUGAUGGUGCAAUAGGACAGUGGCAUAGGGUAUUGUGGGGGCUAGAAUGGAUGAGGAAGGAAGCCAGUCACUUUUUAAUGAGGAGAGGAGAGUGAGCUCUAUGCUUUUAAGCUGAUUACCUUGCAUAGUGCUCUUUAAAAUAGGCUUUGGGGAUAGGGUGUUUGGAACACUCUGCUGAUUCUUCCCCAUACCCCAGUAUCUUAAAGACUAAUUGUGGUUGGACACUACUCCCUUCAGACUUAACAAAACUGCUUUGGAUGGAAGGAGUCAAGCAUGCUG